This is a messenger RNA of Paramacrobiotus metropolitanus, 1592 nucleotides long. RefSeq names its product lipoyl synthase, mitochondrial-like. The transcript is spliced from 10 exons. Gene Ontology annotation, cellular component: mitochondrion. NCBI's taxonomy places the organism in Eukaryota, Metazoa, Tardigrada, Eutardigrada, Parachela, Macrobiotidae. Bases 147 to 1277 code for a protein of 376 amino acids. Gene Ontology annotation, molecular function: 4 iron, 4 sulfur cluster binding; lipoate synthase activity. Gene Ontology annotation, biological process: lipoate biosynthetic process. The record is from RefSeq and is a predicted model, not a curated record.
UUGCCUGUUGCAGUGUUUCAGACAUCCAAAAUCGGAUGUCUUCCGCUUGAUCCCAUUUUGUCAGUAGUAGUCUUUUUUGGGUUUGAAUUUGGAUCACUUAUUAAAGUUCCCAGCUGCAUCAAAUUGUAUCUAUUGAUAAAAAGAUCAUGCUGAAGGGGAUUUCAGCCUGCAGCCUAUCGGCGCAGCGGAAUUGCGCUUUGGAAAAAUGCUGCUCCAAAGUCGCAUCUCGUUGUGUCACGUCUCUCGCCGAGAAGAAGAAAGAAAUCGCCAACGGACCCAGUCUGGGUGAUUUUAUCUCGGGCGAAGUGUCUUCGCAGCAGUACGCUGGCAAACUGAAACGGGAUCCCUCCGAACCAGAACGACUGAGGCUGCCGCCGUGGUUAAAGCGAGAAAUUCCUGUGGGGAAGAAUUUCAACCGAUUAAAAGACUCACUCCGCGAACUGAAUCUGCACACGGUCUGCGAGGAAGCCCGAUGUCCAAAUAUCGGGGAAUGCUGGGGCGGAAAAGAGGGAACAGCGACGGCGACGAUUAUGCUUUUGGGCGACACGUGUACGCGCGGAUGCCGAUUUUGUUCGGUGAAGACCGCCCGCAAUCCCCCGCCUCCGGAUCCCAAUGAGCCCGUGAAUACGGCUAAAGCCUUGUCUUCCUGGGGGCUGGAUUAUGUUGUACUGACAACGGUGGAUCGUGACGAUCUACCUGAUGGUGGAGCCAGUCAUUUGGCGCAGACUAUUGCCGAGAUCAAAUCCAGGAAACCAACGCUAUUAGUAGAGUGCCUAACCGGCGACUUCCGGGGGGAUCUGAAGGGUGUGGCCACGGUGGCGGUUUCCGGUCUGGAGGUGUAUGCGCAUAAUGUGGAAACGGUGGAAGCAUUGCAGAGGCACGUGCGGGAUCCUAGAGCGGGAUAUCAGCAGUCGUUAGAGGUGUUGCGACAUGCUAAACGCACCAAGCCGUCAUUGAUUACGAAAAGCUCGAUUAUGCUGGGACACGGCGAGACCGAUGAUCAAGUACAGCAAACCUUAAAAGAUCUCCGGGAUGCCAACGUGGACUGCGUCACAUUAGGCCAAUACAUGCAACCCACCAAGCGACAUCUGAAGGUAGUGGAAUACGUGACUCCCGAAAAGUUUGCCCAUUGGGAGAAAGUUGGGAAAGAGAUGGGAUUCGCGUACGUGGCCAGCGGUCCGUUAGUGCGCUCCUCCUACAAAGCCGGGGAAUUCUACAUUGCAAAUCUUCUGAAAUCUCGCCAGCAAGACUCUGCUAGGGUGCACACAGAGAUUUAGAAGGGUUUUGUUUAUAAAUAUGCUCUUUACUCGCUCGGGAAAAGAUACUGUGAUUUAUGCAAAUUGUUAUGAAUAUAUGCUAUAUGUUAAUGCAGUGUUUGGCAGUGAAUGUGAAAUCGCUUUUACUGUCUUUGAAAGAAGAACGAAAACUGAAAAAAAAACUGUUUCAGCUGAAGAACAGGCUGAAAAAGAUACUUAAUUCCGCGGUAAACGCUAUUAGAGCUUUUAUUUCGAUGUUCUGGUCCAAGAAAUUCAAAGUCGACUACGUGUGUUCGGUGUAUUUCUACAAUAUGUCCCUUGUUUUGGUCUUUGAAC